AUGUCAUCCGCCACCCCUGGGCCCCGAAUUGCCAUUGUUGGCGUGGGUCAGGUCGGUGGAGCAGCAGCAAACGCACUUAUUCUGGGCUCUGUCGCCCGUGAGCUACUUCUGGUCGAUGUCAAAAUUCCCCUGCGCAAUGCUCAAGUCCAAGAACUCUCCGAUGUGAGCAAUAUGAGCGGUGGCGCUGAGACGCGCAUUCGAGCCGGAACAUACGAAGAGGCCGGCCAGUGCGAUAUCGUUGUCAUCACUGCCGGGUCCAAGUACUCUGUGGGCGAAACAAGCGUGCAGCACAUGUAUCGCAACAUGGGCAUUGUCCAGAAGAUUAUCCCUGCUAUGCGGCCUUUCCGACCCGAUACCAUCCUACUAGUGGUGUCUAAUCCGGUGGAUCUACUCACCACUGUCGCACAGCAGUUGUCCGGCCUCCCACCCACGCAGGUCCUGGGAUCCGGAACGCUGCUAGAAUCUGUGCGGCUGCGUGGACUCGUGGCUAAAACCACUGGGGUUGCCCCGGAUUCCGUCGAUCUUUAUGUUCUGGGGGUUCAUGGGAUUGGAGAGACCGUGGCUUGGUCGACUGCCACGGUUGGAGGACUGUCGCUGGCUAGGGCCAUCCCCCCGAACUCCCUCGAUCCCAUCCAGCUCGCCCGAGAGUGCCGGCAGAUCUCCCAGACCAUCAUUCAUGCGAAGGGAGCAAUACCUCUUGGAACCGGUGCCAUCAUUUCCAAGGUCUGCUCCUCGAUCCUACGUGAUCAGCGAGAUAUCUAUCCCAUCAGUCACUAUCAGGAGGACUUUGGCUGUUGCUUUAGCUUGCCGGUGAUCAUUGGCCGCAAGGGAAUUCUCAGGACUAUUCGCGUCGCAGCUAAUGCAGAGGAGUGGGAUGGAAUCACCAAAUCAGCCAGAGACCUGAACGAGACGAUUCAACAUGUAAAGGAAGGAGCUUAG
Aspergillus clavatus NRRL 1 is the source of this 939-nucleotide messenger RNA. RefSeq names its product lactate/malate dehydrogenase family protein. The record is from RefSeq and is a predicted model, not a curated record. Lineage: Eukaryota; Fungi; Ascomycota; Eurotiomycetes; Eurotiales; Aspergillaceae. The transcript is spliced from 2 exons. Gene Ontology annotation, molecular function: oxidoreductase activity, acting on the CH-OH group of donors, NAD or NADP as acceptor. The coding region runs from base 1 to 939 and encodes 312 amino acids. Gene Ontology annotation, biological process: carboxylic acid metabolic process.